Molecule: messenger RNA, 2349 nt
Organism: Phalaenopsis equestris
Lineage: Eukaryota; Viridiplantae; Streptophyta; Magnoliopsida; Asparagales; Orchidaceae
Product: pentatricopeptide repeat-containing protein At3g58590
Exons: 1
Coding region: 54-2348 (764 amino acids)
Biological process (GO): RNA modification
Molecular function (GO): RNA binding; protein binding
Source: RefSeq, a predicted model, not a curated record
UUACAUGGCGAGGAUCCAAAUCUCCUGUAGAUGACGCUGGCUUCCGUCGAUAUAUGUAUUUUCUCUCUCGAAUCCUGCACUUUAAAAACCAACAGGUAAUUCGUGCCGUCCAUCCUGGGGCAAAAAAGAUCCUGGCCGUCCACUACUGCACCUCACAGCCUCGUCUCCACCACCCACUUCAAUCUCUCUACACCGAUGCCCUUAAUCUCCUCUCUUCGUCGCCAUCACCGGAAGCAAUCAAAUCCCUUCACGCUCUCUCUAUCACCUACGGCCCCGCUGCUCCGAUCUCCGUUCACCAUUCCCUCAUCACUGCUUACGCGAUUGAAGAUGACAUCGUAUCCGCCCGACGAGUGUUUGACCAAAUGCUUCAAAGAAACUCCGUCUCCUACAAUUCAAUCAUCUCCGCCCUUUGCCGCAGCGGCGAAGCCGACAAGGCAUUGGCAAUGCUCUCCAGGAUGAGGGCCGGCGGAUUUAGUCCCUCCCGCUUUACAUUUGCUCCCAUCCUCUCGUCUUCUUCGUCACACCUCCAACUUUCCCAAGCCAUCCAACUCCACACUUUGAUCCUCAAGUCCGGACUUCUUCACCCCGACUUCUUAUCCACUACAGCGUUGUUAAAUGUUCUUGGGAGAAACGGGAAACUAGAUAGCGCAGUAAAGCUGUUUAAUGAAAUGCCUGAACCAACCGUCCUAACAUGGAACUGCAUAAUCAUUGCAUUCUCUCGCCAAGGCCUCGACUUGGAUUCCAUGUGUUGGUUUAGAGAACUCAUGAGAGCUGGAAUUGGGCUUACAGAUUGUUCCUUCCUUAGCAUUCUCAAAGCUUUCCGCUCACAUAAGAGCUCUGAACUUGCAGAACAGAUUCAUGGCUUAACCAUAAAAACUUUCUUUGGUUCAUCCAUGCUUGUCUCCAAUGCUUUACUGAAUGCAUACUGCAACUGCUUUCCAUUGAUUGUAGUGGAUAAUUUCUUCUCUUUGCUGCCUGCCAAGGAUUUGAUUACCUGGAACACAUUUAUAACCGCCAAGGCAAACAGCGACAGACCUGAUAGAAUCAUGGAGCUCUUUUUCUCAUUGUCCUCGGAAGGUUUUUCACCUAAUGAGAUCACUUUCACUGGCAUGCUUUGCGCAUUCACUAAAACUGGCUCAGGAAAGCAUGGAGAGCUCAUUCAUGCCAAAUCCAUCAAACACAAUCUGAACUCUGGUGCUUAUGUGGGAACCUCAUUGGUCGAGUUCUACGCGAAACACCACAGAUUAGACGAUGCAUUUAUGGCUUUCACAGACAUAUCCGACAAAAAUGUUGUUUCUUGGAAUGCUCUAAUAUCAGGAUACACAAAUGAAGACCCCUUCGCUUCCUGUCUUCUCCUUGUUAAAGAAAUGUUGGCCACAGAGCUUCGACCGAACGAGUCUACCUUCUCCUCCGCACUCAAAUCAGCCUCAGUUUCAGAUCUUGCACAGAUCCAUUCUUUCAUAAUAAGAGCAGGCUACGAAAAUGAUGACUACGUAUCCAGUUCGGUAAUCUCUUCCUAUGCUUCUCAUGGACAUUUUUCUGACGCGCUGGCAUGUGCGGCUUCAUUGACGCCAUUUCAUGUGGCUUCGUUGAACACAAUUGCUUGCAUUUAUAACAGAAGAAAUCAAUUCGAAGAGGCAAAAGAUCUCAUUUUGCAGCAGAAAUUUCCUGAUAACAUUUCAUGCAACAUUCUUCUAACUUCACAUGCAUACAAUCGAAAUUACUCAGAGGCUUUCCAGUUUUUCAGAAAAAAGCAAGCAUCCGGCUUUGUCAUCGAUAACUAUACGGUCGUGAGCCUCGUUACCAUUUGUUCUAGAAUCAGCGCCAUCGAUCUGGGUCGCAGCCUCCAUGGCCUGAUCUUCAAAGUGGACGCGGGGAGCGGCGAGGUAUUCGUUCAGAACGUGCUGCUUGACAUGUAUGCUAAAUGUGGCUGCCUUGAGAGCUCUGUAGCUGUGUUUGACGAAAUGCUGGACCGAAAUCUCGUGUCCUGGACAGCUCUGGUUUCAGGGCUGGGACUUCAUGGGCGUACAAUUGAAGCACUGGAGAAGUUUCGGCUGAUGGAAGAAGAAGGGUUUGUGCCGGACAGUGUGGCAUUCAUCUCAAUCCUUUCGGCUUGCAGACAUGGUGGGUUUGUGGAAGAAGGGAUGACAAUCUUUAAUCGGAUGAGAUGGGUUUAUGAAGUCGAGCCAGAGAUGGAUCACUAUGUAGGUGUGGUGGAUCUGCUGUGCAGCUUUGGUCGGAUAAAAGAGGCGGAGGUUGUGAUCAGUGGAAUGCCAUUGAAGCCCAACGAGAUCAUUUGGCGUGUAUUUCUCCAUGGAUGUAAGAAAUAUUGCUUUGCUUCAUUAUGAA